AUGCGGAUGUUUAGAUUUCGAAAGUUGGUUGACCUGAAGGUUCAGUGCAGCGGCAUGACGGAGGACGAAGGAGACCGCAUCAAAGGGAAAAUGCAGGAGUUUUUACCGAUCAAACGUUUUGCUUCCUGCAACGAAGAGCUGGAAGAAGGCGAGGAUGAAGAGUACUUCGAAGAUCCAACGUGCAGGGUGUUACCAGCGCCGGAGGAUCAGCAAUUGCUUGCCCACAUGAACUGCCUGGAAGAAGAGCCUCAGAUGACCGUCGAGCUGAGCUGGAUCAAGUUGUCGGACUGCGAGCUGCGCGUGGAGGUGCUGGCACGCGUCCCUGCAGAUUACAAAUGCCCCUACUUAAAGGAUCAUGGGACUUAG
This is a messenger RNA of Symbiodinium sp. CCMP2592, 366 nucleotides long. Lineage: Eukaryota; Dinophyceae; Suessiales; Symbiodiniaceae. The record is from the annotation of a GenBank genome assembly.